UCUUUUUGUGUUCGACUUCCAAGCGGAUGUGCCUUGCUCUCUUCUCAACUGGCUCCUUGGCCAUUAAACUUGUUUGAUUUUUUUUUGUUUUCCCAAGUGCUUUUGGGCUCGUGCCCUCGUGUUUUUUCGGGUUUUAAAGUGCUGAAUCGGAUGAAAAGGGUGCAUCAAAGCAAUGAAGCCGCUGCAGAAUGUUGAGGUUCCCAGCUUUACGGUCGAGUCCCACGGAUCCACCUUCACUUACGCCAGUCCAAAAUCCGGAGAAGCAUCCAUGGACUUUUUAGCGGGCACUAUCGGGGGAAAAGACCCGAGCAAAAGCAGAAUUAUUUUGAUAUGUCAGCAAAAUUCAGAAAGCGAGCGUCUGAAAUCGGAGCUUGCCAUUCGCAAUGUAAACACAAUUAGACUUUCAGCGGAUGACCCAAUGGUCCACCAAGUGCUGCUCCUCUGGUCCAAGGGCUACAUUCAACAAGCUCUGAUCCUUUGCGAUGGUAUGCUGAAGUUUCUUGAGGGGAUCGAGGUGCAUUAUGUGAUCCAUGCUACACUGCCGCCCUUGAAAAAGUUCGAGGAACGUUUGGCGAUGCUGAGCAAGUCGGAAAUUAAGGCCGAAAUGCUGGUUAUUACUGGCCACAAUGAGAUAAACAAUACAAAUUCAGGCAACGAUAUAAACAAACUUGACCCGGAAAACGCCAUAAAUGUGGUGGUUAAUCAAUCAAAUGAAAUGAUUACGAAACUAGAGAACAAAGCAAUGACAUCCCACAAUAUGUUUUUCGAAGAUAUAAAGCCAUUGGUCAGUGCAGAGCCUACACACUUAAGGCUACUCCAUUUAAAGAAAAGGGUGUCCUCCACGGAUUCUAAAGGCUGCCAAACACCAGUUAAAGUUUCAGAUCUUCAAAAAACCGAAAGAGUAAGCAAACCCUCUUUUGGCAUCGCAGACAUUAGAGGCGCUUUGAAAGAUCUUCAAAAGUUGGUGGCCGUUGAGACAAUCCCAACACCUCUGGAUAGUGUCGAGCUUGAAGACAAGGAGCAGCAAUCUUUAGAGCAGGUCCUUGACCGGAGUUCCAUUGGAUCUGUGAAUUCGGGCAGCUCCACCAAAUCUGAAUCAUCUUCAGCAAUUGAACACAGUAUGACGGAUACGGAUCCCGAUGGAAUCGGCUCUGGGGAAGAUCCCCCUCUGGCGAGGGCGUCCUCUCCGGCCGCUGGAGUCCGGCAUCACUUCGGCGUGCUGGCCUGCAGUCGCCACCUGCUGUGCCCCUGCUACUCGAUGACCGGAGUGCCGGACAUCAGCAUGGCCGUCUGCCAGGCCAUGCAUAAGCUGGGCUUGCUGGACGAGCGGGCCCGCGGCAUCCAGCGAUUCGCCUGGCCACAUGUCGCCUCGGGCAAAUCCCUGAUGGUCGUGGGCAACACACAGACGGGCAAGACGUGGUGCUACCUGCCCACCCUGUGCCAGCGCAGCCAUGGGGAUCUGCAGCGCCGGCCGGCGGAUGACCAUGGCUUCGGACCCACCAGCAUCGUUGUGUGUGCCAGUGCCUCGCAGGGCAGUAAGAUCGAGCACUGGGUGCGGCAGCUCCUCGGCUCGCUGGACACUGAGGUGGAUGUGGAGCCAGUGGAGCCAGUGGAGGCAGUGGUCUCGCUCUGGGAGAAGGGCAAUGUGGCGGAGAUCGCCUGCCGGCUGUGCCAGCCCGUGGGCAUUCUGCUGACCAGCGCGGAUCUGCUGCUCCAACUGAUGACGCAGCACCACUCGAAGAGGUCGCCCAUCUUCGAUGCCCGAGCGCUGAAGUACAUAGCCAUGGAUAACCUGCACGACAUGGUGCGUCUGCUGCCGGUCGUCACGAUGAAGCUGCUCAAGCGGCUGCCCCAACUCUUCGACUUUGGCCAGGGCAAGUGCCAGCUCGUGGUCUCCGGACGCAACUGGCACGGUGGCCAGGUGAUGGACCGCCUCCUGUCGCUGAUGCCCGAUGUGCUGAUACUCUUCGAGGAUCCCCUGGAGGCCAGCGUCUCCAGGGGCCUUCGGCUGGACACGCAGCUGGUGCAGGCGUCACAGAAGUGUGCCCACUUGGUGGGCCUGAUCCGGGGCAGGAAUCUCGCCGAGCAGCGUGUCAUUGUGGUCUGCAUGGGCAAGGCUGAAGUCUUGGAGCUGCAGCACAAGCUGGGGCAGUUGAAUGUGGAAGCUUUGACCUGUUGCCUCGCGGAGGAGGGCCUUUCCCAGGUGGCCAGGUGGCGCGCGGCGUCCAGGGCCUCGCUGCUCCUGGUCACGGACGAUGUGGUGCCGAAGCUCAAGUGCGGCCCCAUCGAUCUGCUCGUCCACUACAGCUGGGCCAGCAGUUGGAUGCGUUUCAAGCACCGCUUCACUCUGUUCUACGAGAACUACAAGACCACACAGUCCGCCCAGCUGGGCCACCGGUCCGUGGUCCUCGUCCAGGAGACAGGAGAAGUGGACAGCAUCUGGCUGCUGGCCGACUUCAUGCUGAAGCACCUGCUGCCGCGGCCAAGCCACCUGCUGGACAUCCUGGCCCAUCGCCGCCUCACCGACCAGCCCAAUGGGCAGGCGCCCAAGCUGUGCCGCCAGCUGACCGCUUUCGGGGAUUGCCUGCGGCAUCACUGCUCGUACCGCCACGUGCUGGGGCCGCAGGAGCUCCUGCCACCGGAUCACUAUCCCAGCGAGGGCAAGAUUCGCUUCACGGUCACGGCUUGCAACAGCCCCGCCAAUUUUGCAGUUCGUCUGAGCGACCGAUUCCCCACGACGACCUACUUCCUCGGCUUUCCCAUGUCCCAGCUGAGCGAGCAAGUGCAGCGCCACUACGAGGCGGAUGCAAACCGGGUCAGACAUCCAUAUCCGAUGCCCGGGGAGAAGGCCGUGGUCAGGAAUCUCAACCGAUACGAACGGGUGGUCAUUUUGGACGUGGAGAAGGAGAAGGAGAAGAACGACAAGGUCGUGGCCCGCCUGCUGGACUCGUCCGUCGAGAUUCUCACCUUCAAAGCCAGCCAGUUGUACAUCUGCGAGGAAACAUUCAAGGAUCAACCCGGGGAGGCGAUGGAAGUACGGAUCCUUGGCCUGGAGCCGGGCAACCUGGAACGCAUUUGGGGCGAGGAUGAGCGCCAAGUGGUGCGCAGCCAGUUCUUCAGUCGGACGCCGAAUAAGCGCGGUCGCCUGUUCACCGCCCAUGUGCAGUUCGCCAUCCACGAGACCAUCUUCGUUGACAACGUCUACGACAAUGAGGGCAACGACCUGCUCGGCUUCAUUGGGGGUCGCUUCAACUUUUACCACGAAAAUCGUUGCCUGGGCAAGCUAAAAAGGAUAGUACAGGCCACCAGAUCAUGCCUGAAUAGCAACUGAUUUUGAUUUGAUUUUGGAACUUACUUAACUUUUAGCAAACAUUUCUGUACCAUUGACAAUUGUCAUUGCUUUUCUCACAUAAUGGAUUUUGUUUUGUUUUUGCUUUUAAAGUUUAUACAAUUAUCUCACCAAUCGUGAACGUUGCUCAAAUUGUUUAGACAAUGUUUGGGUAUUUCCAUAUUUUUCACAUAUUUAGUUUAAGAUUUGUAUGCCAAUAUUUCAUUGUGCAAAUGUAUUUUAUUUUAUUAUUCCUGCAUUUUCAAAAUAUUUAGUUGUGAAGCAAUUAUUCCAAUUUUUAUUAGGAGA
Molecule: messenger RNA, 3637 nt
Organism: Drosophila gunungcola (fruit fly)
Lineage: Eukaryota; Metazoa; Arthropoda; Insecta; Diptera; Drosophilidae
Gene: fs(1)Yb
Product: putative ATP-dependent RNA helicase SoYb
Exons: 4
Coding region: 173-3331 (1052 amino acids)
Biological process (GO): germ-line stem cell division; transposable element silencing
Source: RefSeq, a predicted model, not a curated record